UUCAACUCUUCUUCUUCAUCUUCUUCCCAUCACCAUACAUCUCUCUCUCUUUCUCUCUCCUCUGUGUUCAGUGUUGCGGUGUUCUGUGGCGAAAAGGGUAACCUUUAGACAAGGGAAAAAAGCGAAAACAGGAAGAAGAAAGAAGGAAAAACGAAGAAGAAUGGCUCUGAAACUCAAUUACAUUCCAUUUCAGUCUCGUAACUUCACUACUUUAUCUCUUCCACCAAUGGCGAGCUUCAGAUCUCCGAAAUUCGUUAUGGCAUCUACACUCGGCUCAAAUACUAAGGAAGUUGAGAACCUAAAGAAGCCUUUUUCUCCUCGUGAACUUCAUGUCCAAGUAACACAUUCUAUGACACCACAAAAGAUCGAAAUGUUCAAAGAACUUGAAGAUUGGGCUGAAGAGAACAUAUUGAUUCAUUUGAAGCCGGUUGAGAAAUGUUGGCAACCACAAGACUUUCUCCCUGACCCAGCUUCCGAUGGAUUUCAUGAUCAAGUCAAGGAACUAAGGGAAAGGGCGAAGGAGCUACCUGACGAUUAUUUCGUUGUUUUGGUUGGUGAUAUGAUAACCGAAGAAGCACUUCCUACUUACCAAACAAUGCUGAAUACGCUUGAUGGAGUUCGCGAUGAAACAGGCGCAAGCCCGACUUCGUGGGCGGUUUGGACUAGAGCUUGGACCGCUGAAGAGAAUAGGCACGGCGAUCUCCUCAAUAAAUAUCUAUAUUUAUCUGGCCGAGUUGACAUGAAGCAAAUUGAGAAGACAAUACAAUACCUCAUUGGUUCUGGAAUGGAUCCACGAACGGAAAACCACCCAUACCUCGGGUUCAUCUACACAUCAUUUCAAGAAAGAGCAACAUUCAUUUCUCAUGGAAACACAGCGAGACUAGCAAAAGAAAACGGAGACAUAAAACUUGCUCAAAUAUGCGGAACAAUAGCUGCUGACGAGAAGCGACAUGAGAAUGCAUACUCGAAGAUAGUUGAGAAGCUAUUCGAGAUAGAUCCGGAUGGGACAGUUAUUUCUCUGGCUGAUAUGAUGAAGAAGAAAAUAUCAAUGCCUGCUCACUUGAUGUAUGAUGGUCGAGACGAGAAGCUUUUUGACCAUUUUUCAUCAGUGGCUCAGCGGUUGGGAGUUUAUACAGCCAAGGAUUAUGCAGAUAUACUGGAGUUUUUGGUUGUAAGGUGGAAAGUGGAGAAGUUGAUGGGAUUAUCGGGUGAGGCACAAAAGGCGCAGGAAUAUGUUUGUGGAUUGGCACCGAGAAUUAGAAAGUUGGAAGAAAGGGCGCAAAGUAGGGCUAAGCAAACGGCUACAAUUCCAUUUAGCUGGAUCUUUGACAGAGCAGUUAAGCUUUGAGAAGGUGGUUUUUGUUUGUGUUUAUUUUUUUUAAUGAUUUUGUGGGAGAAGGAAGGCAUUUACUUUGUCUAUUCUAUUCUAGGACUAUGUAUAUGUAUAGAUAUGAUUGUUGUUUGUGGUGUCAUUAUUGAUCAUUUGGGUUCUUCUUUCCUUUUGGAAUUUGUAUUUUUACUUUUUGAUUUGAAACUUAUUGUAUUUAACAUGUAAUUGAUAUUUCACUUUUUCAUUUCAUGGCUAAUUAUAUGGAAAGUUGUGGUUA
Messenger RNA from Impatiens glandulifera, 1607 nucleotides. Its product is annotated as stearoyl-[acyl-carrier-protein] 9-desaturase, chloroplastic. The transcript has 3 exons. Bases 161 to 1348 code for a protein of 395 amino acids. The record is from RefSeq and is a predicted model, not a curated record. Gene Ontology annotation, biological process: fatty acid biosynthetic process. NCBI's taxonomy places the organism in Eukaryota, Viridiplantae, Streptophyta, Magnoliopsida, Ericales, Balsaminaceae. Gene Ontology annotation, molecular function: stearoyl-[ACP] desaturase activity. Gene Ontology annotation, cellular component: chloroplast stroma.